AUGAACUCUCGUGGGUUGAUCAUCUUGAUGCUUGGCGUCGUGAUCGCUGUAGCCGUCGCCCAGCAAGACAGUGAUUUGGAGCGGGAGAUGGAGAAGCGCAAGUCGGCCUACAUGCGUUUCGGACGUUCGGACGGUGGAAAUCCAAUGGAGAUGGAGAAGCGUAAGAGUGCUUACAUGCGUUUCGGAAAAAGAAGCGGCGAUGAGCAAGAAGACAUAGUCGGAGCCGGAGGUGAUGAUAUGGAAAUGACGAAGAGAAAGUCCGCCUACAUGAGAUUCGGAAAACGCUCGGGCGCUCCAGAGGAGGACGUGAUGAGUGCGGAGAAGAGAAAAAGUGCCUACAUGAGAUUCGGAAAGAGAUCGUCGGAUAUGGAAAUCCUCGGAAACGAAGGAAUCGAUGGGGCCGCUGAAGACGAGAGCCACGACCUCUUCAAGAGAAAAUCGGCAUACAUGAGAUUCGGAAAGCGAUCGAUGGGACAAGAGGAGGAUCACGACAUGAUGAAGAGAAAAUCGGCCUACAUGAGAUUCGGGCGAUAG
Caenorhabditis briggsae is the source of this 534-nucleotide messenger RNA. It is a transcript of the gene Cbr-flp-6, whose product is annotated as Protein CBR-FLP-6. Lineage: Eukaryota; Metazoa; Nematoda; Chromadorea; Rhabditida; Rhabditidae. The transcript is spliced from 5 exons. Bases 1 to 534 code for a protein of 177 amino acids. The record is from RefSeq and is a predicted model, not a curated record. Gene Ontology annotation, biological process: neuropeptide signaling pathway.